Molecule: messenger RNA, 1168 nt
Organism: Pelobates fuscus (common spadefoot toad)
Lineage: Eukaryota; Metazoa; Chordata; Amphibia; Anura; Pelobatidae
Gene: LACTB2
Product: lactamase beta 2
Exons: 7
Coding region: 82-948 (288 amino acids)
Cellular component (GO): mitochondrial matrix
Molecular function (GO): single-stranded RNA binding; RNA endonuclease activity
Source: RefSeq, a predicted model, not a curated record
GGCUACGCCCCCUUGCUGUCAGUCCGCGGUCGGCGAUCGAGGCGCUGAUUGGCUGAUUGGUCGCCGGGUGAAGCUGUUGCCAUGUCGCUGACCUUCCUGCCGCGGAUCGAGCAGUUAUCCGCCCGGGUGAUCCGGUUGUUGGGCUGUAACCCGGGGCCUAUGACCCUUCAGGGCACUAACACCUACCUGGUGGGCACCGGCCGCAGGCGAAUACUUAUAGACACUGGAGAGCCUGCAAUACCAGAAUACAUCAGCUGUUUGAAACAAGCACUGUCUGAAUUUAAUACAUCAAUCCAAGAAAUUGUAGUGACUCAUUGGCAUCAUGACCACACAGGGGGGAUAAGUGAUAUCUGUAGAGAUGUUAUUGCAGGUUCAAAUUUCUGUGUUAGUAAACUUCCCCGCCAUCCUCCCCGACAAGAAGUUAUAGGAGAAGGAGAGCAAAAGUACAAAUACCUUAAAGAUGGAGAUAUGAUACUUACUGAAGGUGCAACUCUCAGAGUUCUCUACACACCUGGACAUACUGAUGAUCAUAUGGCACUGGAAUUAUUAGAAGAGAAUGCUAUAUUCUCAGGGGACUGCAUCCUAGGAGAAGGGACAGCAGUGUUUGAAGAACUAUAUGAUUACAUGAAGUCUUUACAAACGUUGCUGGAUGUCAAGGCAGACAAAAUUUAUCCAGGUCACGGUCCCGUAGUUCAAGAGGCAAGAAUUAAAAUUCAGGCAUACAUUUCGCAUCGAUUGGCUCGUGAACAGCAGAUCCUUCAGGUUUUGCGAGAGAAUACUGGGAACUCUCUGACUUCAAUAGAACUUGUUAAAAUUGUAUACAGGGAUACCCCAGAACAUUUACAUCCAGCUGCAGAGCUGAACCUUGUUCACCAUUUAAAGAAAUUAAAGAAGGAAGGAAAAAUAUUGGAAGAACAUUCACCCGUUAGAUGGAAAAGCAAUUUGUAAACAGGAAGUUUGAUAACAGCAUUAAUUGUCCACAUGGAAAACAUGGGAGAGAUAUGCAGUACCAUGAACAUGGUUUCCAGUUUGUUUUGUUUUUUUAAUUGUUAAUGCCUUAAAAUAACAUUUAUAAAUGUCCAAGUCCUCUGGUAGGCUGUACCAUGAACAUGGUUCCAGAUUUUCUAAUUAUUAAUGCCUUAAUAUUAAAAUAAUAAAUGCCAACGUA